ACAUCUAACUCGACGUAAUGUCGUGCUAAAUCCGCACAUCACACAAGAAUUGGUAAGAUUCAGAGUUAAAAUGCUAUGAAGCGCUUUGCCAAUUUCACAACGUGACGAAAAUAACUCGCCUUUUGAUUGACUCGCGAAUGCGCGCACAUAUUUCAUUCCCGCUGCUCGUCAAUACCCAGUAUUCGCUGCCAGCUUUCCUUUGAAUUAGUGCUAGCCCGUGGUCGACAUGCGGUGCUAUUACGAGGUGCUGAAUGUUCCACGAGACGUUGAAGACGCCGACAUCAAGAGCGCCUACAAGAAACUCGCACUGCGAUGGCAUCCAGACAAAAAUCUUUCCAAUCCAGAUGAAGCAAAGGAGCAGUUUCAGUUAGUACAGCAAGCAUAUGAAGUGCUCAGUGAUCGACAAGAACGCGCAUGGUAUGACAAUCACAGAGAGCAAAUUCUGCAUGGAUCCAACAAGGACUUUGAGGAUAAUUGCCUAGAUGUAUUCCAGUAUUUUACAUCUUCUUGUUACAAGGGCUUUGGAGAUGAUGAUGCUGGUUUCUAUACAGUUUAUAGAAAUGUGUUUGAACAGAUUGCUAAAGAAGACAUGGAGCAUAUGGAUAACAAAGAGGAAUUUACUACUAUUCCUAUGUUUGGUAGUGCAGAGAGUGAUUAUGAAAUGUUUGUUAGACCUUUCUAUGCUUAUUGGAUGUCAUACAGUACAAAAAGGAGUUAUGUAUGGCUGGAUCCAUAUGAUAUUAAAGAAACAAGAGAACGCCGCAUUAUUAAACUCAUCGAAAAAGAAAAUAAAAAGGUGCGGGCGAAAGCGAAGAAGGAACGCAAUGACGAAGUGCGUAAUUUAGUUGCAUUUGUAAGAAAAAGAGAUAAGAGAGUUCAAGCAAAUGUGAAAUUUCUAGAGCAAAAAGCAAAAGAAAAUAAAUUGAAAGCUGCAGAACAAGCAUCACAAGCAAGGAGAGAAAGAAGAGCAGAGAGUAAAAAAGAAGUGCAAGGUGAAUGGAGUAAAUUUGACAAUGUUCAAGAGGAACUAGCAAAUAUUGAGAAGCAAUUAGCUGAGGAGUUUGAUGAUAAAGAUGAAAGUGAAGAAGAGUUGGAUGAUUUGUACUGUGUGGCUUGUAAUAAAGUAUUCAAAACACCUAAAGCCUUUGCCAAUCAUGAAAGCAGUAAGAAACACAAGGAAAAUAUUGAGAGACUCAGAGAAGAAAUGUUGGAAGAAGAUGAAGAGUUUGAGACUAUAGAUGAUGAAGAAGAUUUAUCCAAUGAUGGAAGCCUCAUGGAUGCUGAAUUAAAAAGUGAUAAUUCAGAACAUGCAGCAGUGAAAAGCGAUGGUGUUACUAAUGGAAAUUUAUCCAAUGGGAAUCUUUCUGAUUUAAAUAGUGAAGAACUUGAAGAAUUAGAAGAGGAAGUAAUAAAAACCAAGAAAAAGAAGAAUAAAAAGAGCAAACAAAUUAGAACAAUUCAAAUCAAUUCCGAUGAUGAAUCUGUAGACUUGUCUGACUUAGAAACUGCAAGAAAAACAAAACGAAAAACCAAUCAUACAGAAGUAGAAUCAUCCAAAAUAGAAACACAACCAAAUUUAGAAGAAAAUCCUACUGCAGAAGGACCAGAUGGUGAUGCGGACGAUGAUACCAGUGAGAUUACAAACGGAAAAGCAGCAUCAAAGAGAUCCAAACGACGAAAAGACAAAAAAUCUAAACCAACUCCAUCUAUAGACCUAGAAAUAAACAAAGGAAAUGCAAUUGAUAUUGAACACACAUGUGUAACAUGCAAAAAUGUAUUCACAUCAAAGAAUAAACUAUUUGACCACUUGAAAAAGACAGGACAUGGCGUGUACAUAGCACCUGAAGACAAAACAAAGAUGAAAGAGAUGAUAAAAGACAAGGGGAAGACGAAAAAGAGCAAACGCAAAGAAACGUGUUGACGAUAGUGAUUAAAAAUGAGUUUACGAAGUCAAAGGAGAACGACGGCUAAUGCGACAUUUCUUGAGAUUCGGUUUACGCCAUUUAUCAAAAAUGAGUGAAAAAAUCAAUUACCCUUCAGCCGAGCGCAAUAAGAUCUACAUUCUGGACGUCCUCAAAAAACAUUUCGACUCUUCUCGUCCC
This is a messenger RNA of Dalotia coriaria, 2102 nucleotides long. RefSeq names its product dnaJ homolog subfamily C member 21. Gene Ontology annotation, molecular function: nucleic acid binding; zinc ion binding. Lineage: Eukaryota; Metazoa; Arthropoda; Insecta; Coleoptera; Staphylinidae. The coding region runs from base 227 to 1921 and encodes 564 amino acids. The transcript is spliced from 3 exons. The record is from RefSeq and is a predicted model, not a curated record. Gene Ontology annotation, cellular component: cytoplasm.